Poecilia reticulata (guppy) is the source of this 2508-nucleotide messenger RNA. The record is from RefSeq and is a predicted model, not a curated record. NCBI's taxonomy places the organism in Eukaryota, Metazoa, Chordata, Actinopteri, Cyprinodontiformes, Poeciliidae.
UCAGGCUUCGCUUUUAAACUGGUCACCAUGGAAACGUUACUCUAAAGUGCUCUUAUCUCUUCCAGACUUUACCUGCAUGCGGCUGAAUGUUUAGGACGUUUACACCACAUAUAAACAUGACAUUUAAAGCUGUAAGACAAUAAAAUAAAAGCUGUAAUCAACCCUGUGGCGUGAAGCUUUCUGUUGCGUUCAGGAGCCGAUUUUAGGUCCGGAUUGUUCAGCAUCGAGAGACGAAAAUCAUCAUAAUUAACAGAAGUAAAGACUUUAAAUCACCAUUCUGGGCGGAAGUAAUCUAUAUAUCUAUAUAACGUGUUUCACUCAGCGAUGAGUUACUGGAUUAAAUAUAAUUUUCUGUAAUGGAAAACUUAAAGUAUAAUCUCCCACUCUCUGGCUGGUUCUUGAAUGCAGCGCGCCGCCGGCUUGCCGUAAAGCGUUUCGCUUGGUUUCUGUUUCCUGGCUAGCUUCAACUAACUUUAAGGUCGUUUAAAGUUGUUCCAGAGAAAGACAGCGGAGUUAGCAUCGGUUCUGGUUCCGGUUCUGCUGGACCAGUUUAUGAAUUGGUUUAUAUCCAGAGGCUGAAUGAGCUUUCAGUGCUUCCUGGUUUCCUUCUGACUUUCACCGGGUUUUGGGUCAGACAUCAUGGCGGCUCCCGCUCUGCUGGUUCUGUUCGGGAGUCAGACCGGAACCGCCCAGGACACGGCCCAGCGGGUCGGGCGGCAGGCCCAGAGGAGGCGGCUGAGGGUCCGGGUUCUGCCUCUGGACGGAUACAACGUGGCCGACCUGAUCUCAGAGUCUCUGGUCGUCUUCGUUUGUUCCACCACCGGGCAGGGAGACCCUCCAGACAACAUGAAGAACUUCUGGAGGUUCUUGUUCAGGAAGUCUCUGCCGGCCGGGUCGCUGAGCUGCCUGGACUGUGCGGUUCUGGGACUGGGAGACUCUUCGUACCCAAAGUUUAACUUCGUGGCUAAGAAGCUCCAGAAGCGUCUGGUCCAGCUCGGGGCGGCCAUGUUGGUUCCGGUGGGUCUGGCGGACGACCAGCACGACCUGGGGCCGGACGCCGUGAUCGACCCGUGGCUCCAGUCCUUCUGGGAGAAGGUUCUGGUUCUGUACCCGGUUCUGUCCGAGGUGGAGCCGCUGAGGGACGACGAGCCACUGCCGCCGUCGUACACGCUGCACUUCCUGGAUGAGAAGAUGGACCAGAACCCGGAGCGGAUCGGAACCGACCCGGAGCGGAUAGGAACCGACCCGGACCGGCCCAUCGCCUCUGAGUCCAGUCCGUUCCCGGCCCGGAUGCUGUCCAACCGCCGGGUCACCGACCCGACCCACUUCCAGGACGUCCGGCUGCUCGACUUCGACAUCAGCGGAUCCAACAUCCAGUUUUCAGCCGGAGACGUGGUUCUGAUCCGUCCCCAGAACUCGGAGGACGACGUCCAGCGGUUCUGCCAGCUGCUCCGGUUGGACCCGGAGUCCAGAUUCACGCUGACGCCGAACAGCGACGCAGCAGUUCCGGCCCGGCUGCCCCGGCCCUGCUCGGUGCGCCACCUGGUGGAGCGGUACCUGGACGUGGCGGCCGUCCCGCGCCGCUCCUUCUUCGAGCUGCUGGUUGCCGCGGCGACCUCUGACCUGGAGCGGGACAAGCUGCUGGAGUUCUGCUCGCCGGCGGGUCGGGACCAGCUGCAGGCGUACUGCGACCGGCCGCGCCGCACCGCGCUGGAGGUUCUGGCCGACUUCCCUCUCACCGCAGCAGAGCUGGAACCGGACCGGCUGCUGGACCUGAUCCCAGAGAUCCAGCCGCGCUCCUUCUCCAUCGCCUCGUCCCUGAAGGUUCUGCCCGGCCGGCUGCAGGUUCUGCUGGCCGUGGUCCGCUACAGAACCAGGCUGCACCGACCCAGAACCGGGCUCUGCUCCAACUGGCUGGCCUCCCUGGACCCGGAACGAGGCGAGGUUCUGGUUCCGCUGUGGGUGAAGCGGGGCGGCCUGCGGUUCCCUCCGGACCUGGACACGCCCGUGGUUCUGGUGGGACCCGGAACCGGAGUGGCUCCCUUUAGGGCGGCGCUGCAGGAGAGGCUCUCUGAGGGAAAAGCAGCCAACCUUCUGUUCUUCGGCUGUCGCUCGGAGACCAAGGACUUCUACUUCCGCUCUGAGUGGGCGGCCAUGACGGCGGCUGGGAAGCUGCAGCUCUUCACCGCCUUCUCCAGGGAUCAGGAGGAGAAGGUGUACGUUCAGCACCGUGUGAGGGAGAAGGCAGCGCUGCUCUGGGACCUGAUGAGCAACAAACAUGGCUGCUUCUACAUCGCCGGGAACGCCAAGCAGAUGCCGGCCGCCGUGCGCGACGCGCUGCAGUUCGCCUUCCAGCAGGAAGGGGGCGUGUCCGGCCAGGAGGCGGAGCUGAUGCUGGUCGCCAUGGAGAAGACGGGCCGCCUGCAGAGCGAGACCUGGUCCUGACCCGGCCCCUGGUCCUGACCCGGCCCCUGGUCCUGAGCGUCAAUAAAUCUUGUUUGUCUCGUA